Messenger RNA from Zingiber officinale, 1770 nucleotides. RefSeq lists its product as uncharacterized. Bases 78 to 1619 code for a protein of 513 amino acids. Gene Ontology annotation, cellular component: plastid. The transcript is spliced from 12 exons. The record is from RefSeq and is a predicted model, not a curated record. Lineage: Eukaryota; Viridiplantae; Streptophyta; Magnoliopsida; Zingiberales; Zingiberaceae.
AAAAAAAAAUCUGCCGAUUUAGUAGACAGUAUUUGAACAAGCCUUGCACAGCUGUUGCCGGUGUUGUCUGCGUCGCCAUGGCUCUCUACCGUCUCGUGGCCUUGAUCAGGAACCCCUCCGAUGAAGACUUCCUUGUAGUCCAGCAGAUUCCGCCGCCACUUCUACCGGAAGAGGAGUACCGAGGUUUCGUGGAUUCCGAACUCUGGGACUUGCCCUCGGCGCCUCUGAAUCCUCUGGAGGGAGAUCGGAGGUCGCAUACAGUCAUCGAGGGCUCCAGUUCUCUCUCGAAUGAGCUCGAUUUGAGCAAGUUCGAUGUCGAUUCCUCUCUCGAACAGGUAUUAUCCAUAGUGCGUCUGCAGACCACAUUUGAUGGAAUAUGGUCGGUAUGGAAAUAUGUCAAGGAACCUGAAUUUGGUCCAGGACCUGUUAUCAAUACAUUGUUUAUAGUUGGAUUUGUGAAAUCGAAGGAAGGAAUAAUUGCAGAGUCAUGCUGGUGGUUGGCCAAGGAGAGUGCCUUGGGUUUGCUUGAGGAAGUAAAACCAAAUGCCAUCCGUGUUGGGCCUUAUGCAUUCACAGUACUUAGUUCUAAAUUGGACCAUGCUACAAAUUUUAGAGCCGUUUGUUCCUUGCAUUAUCAGGAGUACCCUCCAGGUAUCAUAAUUGUCCCAAUGAAAAGUCGAACGGCGAAGCCAUUUCACACAACAAAUCUGGUUGUAGUUGUUGCAAAUAAUGCAUUUCAUGAACCAAAAGAAUCUAAUUUUGUUGCUAAUGGAGAAGCUCUUCUUGUAGAUCCUGGAUGCUCUUCGCAGUUUCAUGGUGAUCUCGCAGAUCUUGUAGCUGUGUUACCAAGAAAGUUACUAGUGUUUGUUACUCAUCAUCACUAUGAUCAUAUUGAUGGCCUCACAGUUAUCCAGAAAUGCAAUCCUGAUGCAGUUCUGUUGGCACAUGAAAACACUAGUCAUCGCAUAGGAAGAGAUGAAUGGCAUCUUCAUCGAACUUUACUAUCUGGCGGGGAGAAGAUAAAAGUUUGUGAUCAUCAAUUGGAAGCAAUUUUUGCACCGGGUCAUACAGAUGGUCAUCUUGCUUUACGUCAUGCUUCCACAAAUUCACUCAUUGUUGGGGACCAUUGUGUAGGGCAGGGGAGUGCUCUUCUGGAUGUUAGAACUGGUGGAAAUAUGAAGGAUUAUUUCCAGACGACAUACAAGUUCUUGGAGCUCUCACCACACGUCUUAAUUCCAAUGCAUGGUAGAAUCAACCUUUGGCCAAAACAGAUGCUUUGUGGCUACCUGAAGCAUCGCAGAGCCCGGGAAUUAUCCAUUUUGGAGGCUAUUGAGAGUGGUGCAGAAACAUUAUAUGAUAUAUUGUCAAGAAGUUAUGCUGAUGUGGACAUCAAGCUCUGGAUUCCUGCUGCAUCAAAUGUUAGGCUUCAUGUGGACCAUCUUGCCUAUCAAGAGAGGCUUCCAAAGAAUUUCUCGAUGCAUACAUUCCGUGCUUCCUGUCGUCUUCAUUUUGCUUCUCGAUGGCUGUGGACAUAUUUAAGGAGAAGAGGUAUCAUUGGAGCUAUCGCUGUUGUUGGAGUCUCAAGUUUAGCCUUUCUUUUGGCACUUAAAUUAUCAUAAUUUACUCUGAUGUAUGGAACAUGAACCGGUAAUCUUGCUGCAAUGGAGUUGACUAUUUCGGGAUAGAUAUUAUUAUAAUGAUAAUCUUGCUAUAAUAGAGUUGACUAUUUCGGGAUGGAUAUUAUUAUAAUGGGUAACAAAUGGAUUCUCA